This is a messenger RNA of Selaginella moellendorffii, 1633 nucleotides long. Its product is annotated as sugar transport protein 7. The coding region runs from base 1 to 1572 and encodes 523 amino acids. The record is from RefSeq and is a predicted model, not a curated record. Lineage: Eukaryota; Viridiplantae; Streptophyta; Lycopodiopsida; Selaginellales; Selaginellaceae. Gene Ontology annotation, cellular component: membrane. The transcript has 4 exons. Gene Ontology annotation, biological process: monosaccharide transmembrane transport. Gene Ontology annotation, molecular function: monosaccharide transmembrane transporter activity.
AUGGCGGUAGGCGGUGGAGUCGCGAGCGGUGGCAGCGCGAGGGCGGAUCUCUACCGCGGCCACACGACCAAGUAUGUGAUCUUGGCGUGCAUUGUGGCUGCCAGCGGAGGCUUGAUCUUUGGCUACGAUGUGGGCAUCUCAGGUGGUGUGACGUCCAUGGACGAUUUCCUGGAGAAGUUCUUCCCGGGUGUCAAGAGGCACAAGGACCUUGCCGCCAAUGGCGAUUCCGAUUACUGCAAGUAUGACAACCAGAAGCUCCAGGCCUUCACAUCGUCGCUCUAUCUCGCGGGCCUGGUUGCGAGCUUCCUCGCCUCGCAUGUCACCAAGAAGUAUGGACGCCGCCCAUCCAUCAUUUGCGGAGGUCUCAGCUUUUUGGUUGGCGCAGUGCUCAAUGGCGCUGCCGCCAAUCUGGUCAUGCUCAUCCUCGGCCGGAUUAUGCUGGGUGUUGGCGUGGGUUUUGGCAACCAGGCAGUGCCAGUCUAUCUCUCAGAGAUGGCACCCGCGAAGAUCCGUGGCGCUCUAAAUAUCAUGUUCCAGCUCGCCAUCACGAUUGGAAUCCUGUGCGCGAAUCUUAUCAACUAUGGAACCGCUAAGAUUCCUGGCUGGGGAUGGCGCCUCUCGCUUGGUCUCGCCGGAGUACCAGCCAUUCUCAUGAGCGUGGGUGGUCUUUUCUUGCCCGAGACUCCAAACAGUUUGAUCGAGCGUGGACGCUGCGACGAAGGUCGCCGCCUCCUCGUCAAGAUCCGCGGCACCGAGGAAGUGGAUGCCGAGUAUGAAGAUAUCAAAGAGGCGAGCGAUCUCGCGGCUGCCAUCGCUAGCCCCUUGAAGAACAUUUUCGAGCGGAGGAGUCGUCCCCAGCUCAUCUUGGCGACGUUGAUCCCAUUCUUCCAGCAGUUCACGGGGAUCAACGCUAUCAUGUUCUAUGCCCCGGUGCUCUUCCAGACGAUCGGAUUUGGCAGCGACGCAUCGCUCUACUCGGCCGUGAUCACCGGCGCUGUCAAUGUCGUGGCUACCCUCGUCUCGAUCGCGCUUGUCGAUCGGUUGGGCCGCCGCUUCUUCUUCUUGCAAGCUGGAGUCCAAAUGUUCGUCUCACAGGUGGUGGUGGCGGUGAUCUUGGGCGUCAAGUUUGGAGGAACCAAGGAGCUGGACAAAGUUUACGCUGUGAUCGUCGUGAUCGUGAUAUGCUGCUACGUCUCUGCCUUUGCCUGGUCUUGGGGGCCCUUGGGCUGGCUCGUUCCCAGCGAGAUUUUCCCACUGGAGACGCGAUCGGCCGGGCAAGCGAUCACGGUGGCAGUUAAUCUCUUCUUCACCUUCGUCAUUGCCCAGGCGUUCCUCAGCAUGAUGUGCCAUAUGAAGUUCGGGAUCUUCCUGUUCUUCGCGGCCUGGGUGGCGAUCAUGUCAGUCUUCGUCUUCUGGUUCAUACCCGAGACCAAGAACGUUCCAAUCGAGGAGAUGAUGGGUGUGUGGAGAAAGCACUGGUUUUGGAGGAGGAUUGUCCCGGACCAAGAUCCUCCGGUUAUCCCAUACAAGCAGGAUGAUGAAAGCAAGAUGGGCGUAGAGAUGACAAACUAAAGAUCACUGAGUGAGAAGAACUAAGUAGGAUGAAGACUAAAAAAUGUAAAAAUCUAUCACU